Molecule: messenger RNA, 2397 nt
Organism: Dufourea novaeangliae
Lineage: Eukaryota; Metazoa; Arthropoda; Insecta; Hymenoptera; Halictidae
Exons: 3
Coding region: 1-2397 (798 amino acids)
Biological process (GO): DNA integration
Molecular function (GO): nucleic acid binding
Source: RefSeq, a predicted model, not a curated record
AUGAAAAUUAGGGGCGAACCAGCGGGCCUCAAAUUGUGCACCGCGAACAAUACCCGUAUAGACACUUUUGGCGAGUCGUUUCGCGAGUUAGACUUGGGCCUGAGGCGCUGUAUUAAGUGGAAUUUCUGCAUUGCUGCAGUUCCGUGCGCAAUUAUUGGCGCUGAUCUCCUGCGUCACUAUGGAUUGGUAGUCGACCUUCGAGGGCGUCACCUCACCGAUUCCUUGACGCAGGUCUACUCUAUUGCAAUUGUCAGACCGGCACUGAUUCAUUCAGUGCAUACGGUCAAUCCUGGUUCCAGGUGCGCGGAAAUCCUAGUCGAUUUCCCGGAGAUAACGGGUUCUUCCCUUUUAACGCCCCCGGAGGGUCAUAAUGUGGUACAUCACAUUUUCACCUCUGGUCCUCCGGUUGCGGAGCGCGCUAGGCGUCUCUCCCUGAAGAAACUCUGUGCAGCCAAAGCCGAAUUUCAAGCUUUGGUUGCGGCUGGCAUCUGUCGCCCGUCUCGCAGCCCUUGGGCGAGCCCGAUCCAUCUUGUUCCUAAGAAGGACGGUUCCUGGCGAGUCUGUGGCGAUUACCGCCGCCUUGAUGCGGUAACUACGCCGGAUAAAUAUCCGACUCCCCAUCUCCAUGAUUGUUCUGUCAAUCUUCAUGGAAAAAAGGUCUUUUCGUCUCUCGAUUUGCACAAGUCCUAUAACCAAAUUCCUAUGGCUCCGGAAGAUGUCGAGAAGACGGCGGUGAUUACGCCGUUCGGCUUGUUUGAAUACCUGUUCAUGACAUUCGGGCUAGAGCUUAGGAAUGCCAGCCAGUCAUUUCAGCGUUACAUCAAUCGUGCGCUGGGUGACUUGGAUUUCGUCUUCGUCUAUAUAGACGACAUUCUUGUUGCUUCCGAAUCCUUAGAGGAUCAUGAAAAGCACUUACGCGCUGUGUUUCGAAGGCUCAAGGAAUUUCACCUCCGUCUGAAUGCCGACAAGUGUGUGUUCGGCGCCUCCGAACUCGAGUUCCUCGGAUAUUCGAUCAACAGUGCAGGCAUUCGGCCCACGACGAAAAAGGUUGACGCGACCACCAAUUAUCCCCAGCCAAAAACCAUCGCUCAGCUUCGACGUUUUCUGGGGAUGGCGAAUUUUUAUCGUCGUAACCUUCCCAACGCGGCAGAAUCAGAGGCCCCGUUGAACGCGUUUCUCACCGAUUCUCGGAAGAAUAACAAACGUGAAAUUGUUUGGUCCUGGGAUGCGGUACACGCGUUUGAAAAGGUAAAAUCAGACCUUGCCAACACAGCGUUACUGGUGCAUCCACGUGUAGGCGCAGAUUUGCGUGUCGUCACAGACGCUUCGGAUUUCGCUAUGGGAGCGGCUCUCGAACAGCGUUCUUCGGAAUUCGACCUCGACGAGCUUGCAAGAUUGCAAGGCUCUGACACUCAGCUACAGCUGAUUCGCGGUGCUUCGGAUCAUUCGUUGAAAUUGAAGAGCAUCCUGUGGGGACCAGAGCAAGCUCCAGUUUUCUGCGAGAUUUCUGGACCUCUGCCCUCGUCACAGGGAUGUACGUACUGUCUAACGAUGAUCGACAGAUUCUCUCGUUGGGUGGAGGCUGUUCCUCUGCCGGAUAUUACGGCCCAAACGGUAGCCAGGGCGUUCUACGACACCUGGAUUUCACGGUAUGGUGCACCCAAGGUCAUAACUACCGACCAGGGUGCUCAGUUCGAAUCCCGUCUGUUUUCGGCACUCCUGUCGUUAAUAGGGUGCAGCCGUAUUCGUACGACGGCGUAUCACCCCGCGUCAAACGGCAUGAUAGAGAGAUGGCAUAGCGUUUUCAAAGCCGCAAUCAUGAGCCAUGCGGAUGCAAACUGGUCGCGAGUUCUCUCCACGGUUUUGCUGGGUCUCAGAUCCCAUGUGCGGCUGGACACUGAUGCGUUCCCCGCAGAAUUUCUGUUCGGCACCACUUUGCGCCUUCCCGGUGAGUUCUUCCUUCCGGAAGAUAUUUCACACGACCCAAAUUUCUUCCUCGAGGAAUUACGCGAGUACAUGCGUCAGGUUCGUCCGGUGCCCGUAGCGCACAAGCAUGCGAAACGUGCGUUCUACUUCAAAGAACUCCACAAUUGUUCGCAUGUCUUCAUGCGAAACGUAGCAAAAAAGACACUCGUGAGGCCUUAUUCAGGUCCGCAUAAGAUUUUGCAGCGCGUGUCCGAUCGCGUCUUUAAUAUUGACGUUAACGGUUCCGCCAGAAGUGUCUCCGUCGAGCUCUUAAAACCCGCGCACUUCGUCCCAGAUAAUCUCGACGAUUCGAGCGUGCCCGUAAGCAACGAUUCGUCCGCGACUUCGAGGCCGCUUAGUUUAAAAACGUACUCGCGCAGAAGAGUCACGUUCGCGCCCGAUCCAGCGGUGCGCACUUAUAAAACGCCUUAA